CGAAGAGGAAAUGCACACCAGCACGCUGAGAACUCUUGCUUCAAACUACAGCACGAAACGGUGCAGCACUCUCUCAAGAAAAUGCUUUCCUUUAUUUACCGCUGCUUUAUGUACAUUGUAGUGUGAAAGUUAUGAUAGAAUUUUGUAAAACUCAACUAUUUUAUUAGAUUUAACCUCAGCAUGUUUAACCUGAACAUGUAUAACCUCAGCAUGUUGAACCUGUCCUCAGAAACAUAGGGAAUAUUCGAACGCUGGUGUAUUUUAACAAAUUUUGGGGGGCAACAGGACAUAACCAGUCAUUCAAGUCAUUGACUUGAUUGACUAUCAAAUGAGAAAAGCAACAGAUUUCAUGCUAAAUAGCGAGAAUGAAACGAAACUACAAUAACGCUUUUGAAAUAACCGAUGAAAAAUUAGAAGCCUUCCAAGAGAUCGUCUGCUCGGUCAGAGAAUUGUGUAACGAAACAUUCGUCCAGGACCUUCUGGUCGAGGUGAACGGGAAAACCUUCAACUGCAACAAAUUUUACAUGGCCACAUUCUCGUAUUUUUUCCGAGGCAUAGGAAGGUGCGAGAUGAAAGAGAGCAAGUCGGGGAAGGUCGUGCUGACCAAUAUGUCCCCGGAGACCUUUGACCUCAUCCUGCAAAUGCUGAAGACUCACGAGAGCUUGCUGACAGAUGAAAACACCUUUGAAGUCUGGCAGGCAGCCAAUUUCCUUCAGAUCCCGCUCCUGAUCAGACACUGCGAGAGGAGGAUUAAAACGAUGCUCUCUCUGGACACAUUUGAAUUGAUCUAUAAGCACGCCCAUCUCUACAACUCGGUCAGAAUUCGAGAAAAGGUCAUGCAGUACAUGCAGAAGGAAUUUGAGAGCCUCUGUAAAAACGACUUGUUUUCCUUCGUCGCAUUCGAAGAUUUUCUGCAAGUAGUCGAAAGUGAUGAACUAGAUGUCCGCGACGAGGAUAUUGUCCUGCGGGCUAUUUUUAGAUGGGCGGAGCAGGCUGCGGAUUCGGAAACGCAGAGGGAGGAGGCAGAGAGCAAUGAAAACGAUGUCGAGCCAUCGACCAAACGACAUUGCACGGAUGGCAAGAACGGUGACGGGUCUGCACGUGUCAAACCGUCGAAGCUCUGCAAGCUUUUAUUAGCCUCGAGGUAUGGCAUUGCAAGCCAUGUUUGUAUAAUGGAGUUAUCAAAACAUCCUCUGUUGCAGAAGGACGAAGAAGCCACGCAGAUCAUUAAUGAAGCACUUGUGUACAACACAGAAAGAACGUGCCACGGAUAUUGGCCUCCCUUCGCUCUUCACAGAGAGCUGAGCGGUACCGCCUAUGUUGGCGUAACAGCGAAUAACUUUAAAGUCAGUGCUCUGGACCUCCUGAGUAAAACUUGGACAGAUCUUCCCAGGUGCCCGAUAAUGGCUGCCAAAAGUGUAACCGUGUUUAAAGAUCAGCUCUAUGCAGUUGGCCGCCUGGGCGACACAACCACAAGUAGUCUUUAUGUGUUUAAGAUUAACAGUUGGAAAUUGGUAGACCUUUUACCCGGGGAGGACAUUUUUAUGGUCUCAAAAGGGCACUACAUAUACACCAUUGACCGGAAGAGCAGUCGCGUGCAUUGUGUGAUGCCCACCGGCGAUUCAGUCUUUCGUGAUGAGAUAGAGACCAAGGGGAAGUUGCAAAAUCCAGAAAGCGCGAUAGACUUCAAUAGGAACAUUCUGAUUUUCUGUAGGUCCACAUCCGAUGACCGCAUCAAAAAGGAGGAGGAAACGGCUAUAGUGUAUUGCUUAUCACUACCAACUAACCAGUGGUCACACUGUGGACAUCUCCAAGGUCCAGCCAAAAACUUAGUUUCUUUCAGAAAUGGAGCCAGCCAUUACAUACUGCUAAGAAAUGGGUCCUUGUGGCAGGUGGUGGGGGGUCAUGUCAAGAAUCCAGAGUUCAUCUUUAUUAAAAAUCUGUGGUCAUUUGAAGACUCGCUAAAGGGCGCCUUUAUCCAUAAGGACGUCCUGUACCUCUUUGGAAGCGUCGCCACCGAGAGUUCCAACCUCACUGGCGUACCUGGAGUCUUCGAAAAGGUCAGGUAUUGGUACAGUGAAAAAAAUUACUCAAACUUUGUACUUUUUUUUUUGCCGGAAGUGACCUUUGGACGAGUUCGAAAUGACGAAUCAACUCAACACAGAUAACCGUCGUUUUUUUUUUCCUAGUCAACACCGGUGUGUACAAGUUUUGUAUGAGUGUGUAAGUGGGUUCAUGUACAUAUUGCAGCGUAGACUAAAAAAAAAGAAAAGAAAAUGAAAUCCCAGUUACGAAGUAGUAAGUGGGUAAUAGCAGUGUAGGCUACUACAACACUGGUAUCAGAAUUGAGCUGGUCAGUGUAUCACAGUAAACAGGGCUUUGUUUUUAAUUUGUAUUUAUUAACUUAAAAAAAGAAGGACUAGCGCAUGCCUUUUAUGGCAGAAUGGGAACGAAGCAGAGAAUUCCAGACAUAGCAAAUUUGGCACCGGAAAUUCAUACGAGUCUGUCAUGGUGUGCAAUGUUAAUCUUUUUGGCAUGAACGUGAAAUAUAAGUAUACCAAUUGUUAUAUUUAUAAUAGCAGUUCAGCCAAAGUGUAGCCAUGAGUCUCCAGCCUCUUGAUAUAUAGCAAGAACUUUGAUGUCACUUAUUAUAUUAAAGCAAUAAUUUAUACUUUAGAAAUGAAAAUGUAAAAAAAAAAUGAGAACAUUGUUCCGUACACGCUGAAAUGUAUUUUUUAGAACGAUGAGGUUCGACCUACGGUCCGCGGGCUUCUUCUGGACCUUGACUCUGUUCUAUCCGGCACUCCUGCCCACAGAGCUUAAUGAGGUACAGAGGCUCAGUUUUCUUGAACUUGAUUUUUUUUCUUGCGGCGAUGCUGCCCGCGACAUUCAUGUCCAAAAAUGUUGUGUCCACCAGGAAAGAUUGGGUUGUAUACCCAAGUUUUGUUUUGUUUUUUAGGAAUAAAACGUGUUCGGAGCCACGUUCUAAAAAGAGAAUUUAGUUUGCGUCAAUGAAAAAUAAUUUAACUAAGUAUUUAGUAAUCAUCCAAUAUUAUAUACCUGAAUAAAAUGACUAAUAAAAAGGGAAAUAAUUUCA
This is a messenger RNA of Biomphalaria glabrata, 3097 nucleotides long. RefSeq lists its product as uncharacterized. Gene Ontology annotation, molecular function: protein binding. Lineage: Eukaryota; Metazoa; Mollusca; Gastropoda; Planorbidae. The record is from RefSeq and is a predicted model, not a curated record. The coding region runs from base 366 to 2168 and encodes 600 amino acids. The transcript is spliced from 2 exons.